Molecule: messenger RNA, 596 nt
Organism: Nothobranchius furzeri (turquoise killifish)
Lineage: Eukaryota; Metazoa; Chordata; Actinopteri; Cyprinodontiformes; Nothobranchiidae
Product: gamma-crystallin M2
Biological process (GO): visual perception; lens development in camera-type eye
Molecular function (GO): structural constituent of eye lens
Source: RefSeq, a predicted model, not a curated record
CCAACAGAGACCAUGGGCAAGAUUAUAUUUUACGAAGACAAGAACUUUCAGGGUCGGAGCUAUGAAUGCAGCAAUGACUGCACUGAUCUUCACUUGUACUUCAGUCGCUGCAACUCCAUUCGGGUGGAGAGUGGCUGCUUCAUGAUCUAUGAACGACCCAACUUCAUGGGCCAUCAAUAUUUCAUGAGGAGGGGAGAGUACCCUGACUACCAGAGGUGGAUGGGCUUCAGUAGCAGUAUCCGAUCAUGUCGGGUGAUUCCAGCGUAUAGAGGUUCCUACAGAUUGCGAAUCUAUGAGAAGCCCGAUUUCAGCGGCCAUAUGAUGGAGUUCAUGGAUGACUGUCCUUGUGUUUCUGACCGUUUCCAUCAUCGCCAUGUCUACUCUUGUAAUGUUAUGAAUGGCUACUGGAUCUUCUAUGAAUACCCCAACUACCGAGGCAGACAGUACUUCCUGAAAUCUGGAGAGUACAGGAGGUACCGCGACUGGUGUGCCACCUGUGCCAUUGUUGGAUCAUUUAGGAGGGUCACCGAAUUUUAGCCAUCAAACAAAAACCUGUUGUAAAUAUCACUUUCUUUAUUAAAAUUUAAAGUUUUUAA